Molecule: messenger RNA, 487 nt
Organism: Callithrix jacchus (white-tufted-ear marmoset)
Lineage: Eukaryota; Metazoa; Chordata; Mammalia; Primates; Cebidae
Product: secretoglobin family 1D member 2-like
Biological process (GO): signal transduction
Source: RefSeq, a predicted model, not a curated record
UCCCUAUGUACAAACAGCCCUGGGCUCCACGGCUUCACAGGCUUCUGGGGUUGAGUCCAAAUUUCUCAUUGUUUGUGAAAGCUGAGCUCACAGCAGAAUAAGCCACCAUGAGGCUGUCCGUGUGUCUCCUGCUGGUCAUGCUGGCCCUCUGCUGCUACCGGGCCAAUGCUGAGAUCUGCCCAGCUCUUUUAUCUGAGAUCUCAGGCUUCUUCUUCAUUAGUGAACCUGUGUUCAAGUUAAAACUUGCCAAAUAUGAUGCACCUCCAGAAGCUGUUGCAGCCAUUUUGGAAAUGAAGAAAUGCCCGGAUCAGAUGGCCCUUGAGAAACGACUUUUACUUGAAGAAGUCCAGCUAAAAAUAGUGGCAAAAAAGCAAUGUGUGACAUGUAAAAACUCUCAUCCUGGUUUCCACCAUCUUUCAAUGAUACCCUGAUCUUCACUGCAGAAUGUAAAGGUUUCAAUGUCUUGCCUUAAUAAAUGUCUUGCCCU